Messenger RNA from Sphenostylis stenocarpa, 165 nucleotides. Lineage: Eukaryota; Viridiplantae; Streptophyta; Magnoliopsida; Fabales; Fabaceae. The record is from the annotation of a GenBank genome assembly.
AAAGUUCUUAACUGUUGGUUUUUGAAACGAGCAAACAAGAGGGAAUGGAUUAUAGAGAUGCAUGGGGUUGGAUUGGGAUUGGCAGUAGCGGAAGAAGCCAUGAAGGGAUUCCAAUCCAUCAUAAGCAUCGAUAACUGCGAAGGAUGCGUCAAACGUUGUUUAGCU